Botrytis porri is the source of this 1080-nucleotide messenger RNA. RefSeq lists its product as uncharacterized. The transcript has a single exon. The record is from RefSeq and is a predicted model, not a curated record. NCBI's taxonomy places the organism in Eukaryota, Fungi, Ascomycota, Leotiomycetes, Helotiales, Sclerotiniaceae. The coding region runs from base 1 to 1080 and encodes 359 amino acids.
AUGUCUGUCGUGUUACACGGCCACGAAACAUUUCAUCGCUUCAAGGAUCUUCCAGCCGAAAUACAACACAAGAUAUGGAAAAUCAAGAUUGAUGAAGAGAUUGAAAAUCUCACAGAGGGUCGCAUUAUCAAGGUCAUACAGCGAAAGUUAAAGCAGACCAUUCGGCAAUGGCAGGAGAUCAAUGAAGAUCCUCAAUCGAUUACAGACCCCUUGUCACGAGCUAUGGAACUUUUUCGAGAUAUCAAUUCUGAUGCCAUAAAACCUCCCUUCGAAAUGGCAAUGAUGGCUGCAGGACAUAAUUGGCAUGUAGAACAACUGCAGAGAGAUCUAGAUGAGAACUUGAUUGGCAUGUAUUCGCCACAGUCUAUACCCCCUAACAUUGCUGCAUUAUUGUCAGUAAGUUACGAUUUGAGGAUGCUGAUGGAGAAGACAUAUUCCUUCGCAUGUGGAAUCGCAAAGCCAAUGGUCUUCUUUAAUUUUGAGCUGGAUAAUCUCUUUCUCAGUUACAAAGAUUUCCACAUUGCCUCCAAUGAUCUGAGCUUCGUACGAUCCCUAAUUGACGGGUUAGAUAGUGGAAGACGAAAAGAUUGGGGAAAAGUCAAAUUCUUAUCGAUAGAACUCCCGACUCGCUAUUUCCAAAGAGUGGGCCCUGACACAGAGUAUGACGUCGCAUUUCACCCGUUCAUAGAGGUCGUUCUUUUGUAUUUUACUGGUCUGAAGGAAUUGACCGUAGUAUAUUCAGACUACUCUGAAAUCGAUGAACACGACAAUCUGAUUUUUUUCGAGCCCAUCUGUCUUAAUUUCGCAAUUCAAGCCCUGCGUUGGGGACUUGUUGAAAACUUACAAGACUUCGAAAGCUACGAUUAUGCUCAAGGCAUGAAUUUUAGAGUUCGACAUUACUAUGAGCUCCAACCUCUAGUUCAGGGAAUUCCGGAAUUUGCAAGACGUAUGGAAGAGAAUACAGGAGCUCAUCUUAAAGUUCCGGGGAUCGGAUCAUUGUUCAUAAAGCUGAUUAUCGGACCUACGCGACAAAGAAUGUUGGAGGAUGCACAUCAAGAUUGCCUUGGAAGUAACUCAUGA